Messenger RNA from Lasiodiplodia theobromae, 1524 nucleotides. RefSeq names its product Cytochrome p450. The transcript has 4 exons. Lineage: Eukaryota; Fungi; Ascomycota; Dothideomycetes; Botryosphaeriales; Botryosphaeriaceae. The coding region runs from base 1 to 1524 and encodes 507 amino acids. Gene Ontology annotation, molecular function: monooxygenase activity; heme binding; oxidoreductase activity, acting on paired donors, with incorporation or reduction of molecular oxygen. The record is from RefSeq and is a predicted model, not a curated record.
AUGGACUUCGCAUCACAAUCACAUCUUCUCACCCCCACCAACAUCCCAGCUCUGCUGGGCGGGGCGGUCGUGACGGCAAUCGUGUAUGCCCUGGGCGUGGCCAUCUACAACGUCUACUUCCACCCACUGAGCAAGUACCCUGGACCGAAGCUGUACGCAGCCAGCCGGAUCCCGUACGCGCUGGACCUCAGCCACGGCACCAUCAACCAGACCAUCUCGGACGCCCACAAGAAAUACGGCGACGUGGUCCGCAUCGCGCCCAACGAGCUGUCCUUCAUCUCGGGCGACACGGCGUGGAACGACAUCUACGGCUUCCGCGGCGCCAAGAAGCCCGAGUUCGGCAAGGACCGCGACUGGUACAACAAGCCGGUCAACGGGACGUACUCGAUGCUCGGCGCGGGCCGCGAGGACCACUCGCGCAUGCGGCGCGUCUUCUCGCACGCCUUUUCGGACAAGGCGCUGCGGGAGCAGGAGCCGCUGAUCCAGCGGUACAUCGGCAUGCUGAUGCAGCGGUUCGGCGAGAAGGCGCGGGCGGGCGUGGACGUGGAUCUGGUGCGGUACUACAACUUCACGACGUUCGACAUCAUCGGCGACCUGACGUUCGGCGAGUCGUUCGGGUGCCUGGAGACGGACGACUACCACGCGUUGGUGAGCGGCGUCUUCGCGUCGCUGCGGGCGAGCAACCGGCGCAAGGCGCUGCACUACUGGCCGGCGGUGCAGAAGGCCUACUUCGCGUGGGACAGCCUGACGCGCCAGGGCAAGGUGCAGGGCAACGUCAUCUUCCACAAGUUCACGGCCGCCAAGGUCGACAAGCGGCUCGCGACCGAGACGGACCGGCCCGACAUCAUCACGGCCAUCGAGAAGCAGCCGGAAACGAAGGCGCUGAGCCGGCCCGAGAUCCAGACCAACUCGGAGCUCUUCCUCAUCGCCGGCAGCGAGACGACGGCCACGAUGCUCAGCGGCACCACCAUGUGCCUGCUGAAGAACCCGGAGACGAUGAAGAAGCUGGUCGCUGAGAUUCGCGGCGCGUUUGAGAGCUCGGAUGAGAUCACCUUCGAGCGCGUGGGCCAGCUGCCGUACCUCAUCGCCGCUCUCACCGAGGGCAUGCGCUUCUACCCGCCGGUCCCGACGGGCUUCCCGCGCAAGGUUCCGGAAGGUGGCGACAAUGUCGGCGGCCACUACGUGCCGGGAGACACUGCCGUGUACGUGUCUCAGUACGCGACGUACCACAGCCCGCAGAACUUCACCGACCCCGAGUCGUACAUUCCCGAGAGGUGGAUCGGAGACGACCCGCGGUUCGCCAAGGACAGGAAGUCGGUGCUGAUGCCCUUCUCCAACGGGCCGAGGAACUGUCUCGGCAAGAACCUCGCGUACGCCGAGAUGCGCACCAUCCUGGCGAAGACGCUCUUCAAUUACGACCUCGAGCUGCUCGAGGACAAGACCGGAAACUGGUUCGACCAGAAGGUGUUUGCAUUGUGGGAGAAGGGUCCGUUGUUGGUGAGGGUCAAGGAGGCGCGCAGGUGA